Messenger RNA from Babesia sp. Xinjiang, 705 nucleotides. RefSeq lists its product as uncharacterized. The coding region runs from base 1 to 705 and encodes 234 amino acids. Gene Ontology annotation, molecular function: structural constituent of ribosome. The record is from RefSeq and is a predicted model, not a curated record. Gene Ontology annotation, biological process: mitochondrial translation. NCBI's taxonomy places the organism in Eukaryota, Apicomplexa, Aconoidasida, Piroplasmida, Babesiidae. Gene Ontology annotation, cellular component: mitochondrial large ribosomal subunit; mitochondrial ribosome. The transcript has 6 exons.
AUGUCUGUGUUGCGGUUUUCCCGCCUAAAUCCCUCGAUAUUUGCGCUUCCACGGCGAGGGAUCGACGAGCUGUGGAAGGGCGGUUACCUCGACCCUCACACCCCCUUCAGUGUAAAAGAACGUCUAUCUAGGGCGGGAUUAAGUUGGCCGUCUUUUUUACUGCGGCGUAAGAGCUUCGAUGAUUUGCGCAGCCUAUACUUUGCCUGUCUGAAAGAGAAAAAUCUACUGCUAGGUGAACGUUGGGCUGCAUAUCAAAAUGGCACGCGUGUUCCUCAGUACGGCCGUUUGAAGAAGGUCCGUCUUACCAUGAAGCGCAUUUUGGGUGUGAUAACUCGUCGUGAAAUCCACCAGCAGUGUAUUCAAGCUAAAUCAAUUCUUAAAGCUCAGGAGGAGAAAGAGAAAUAUGAAACACGUGUAUUUCAACUCAAGGAAUUGCAAAAGGACCUGCAAUAUAAAGUAAAAAGAAUGGGCGCUGCCGCAUCGUUGACCAAGGUCGGGUGGAAGAAUGCGUUAUGUAGUAUCGAUUCUGAACUCGAAGAGUUGGAGUUGAAAUUACAACCCCUUCGCAAAGAGACACUGCAGCUCCGCACACCCAACUGGCGGUACGAGCGCAAAUAUUCAGACUUACCCGGUCGUAUUACUUGGAAUAAGGACUACUUACCAGCUCUACAUCGCAAUGCAAACCGUAAAAAUAAGUUUUAUUAA